AUGGACCAGGCAUCAAGCCUCGUUGGUUCUCUUUUGAAUAUCAUAUUCCCUGGUUCCAUAUUUGUUGAUAUGUUCCGCAAAGCUCCCAACCUGGGCCUUCUGUCCCAUAUCCUGAUUGUCGGAUGUGCCUUUGUUUAUGUCUGUAUCUGGGUAUAUGAUGGAAUCUGGACAUUCUGUGCUGUGGAGGUUGAGAUUGAACCGCGCAGCGAGGAGCAUGAACAUCUAACCACCUUUCUGGAAUCUUCGGUUACCGGAUGUCUGUCUCGGAGGGUUAGAAGUGAGCAAUGGAGUGGAGAGCACGCGCCUGUGAAGACAGGUGUGUGGGACUGGAAAAUCAUUGGAACAUUUCGGGAAUAUCGAUUUCGACCCAACAGAAUUUGUCUAUUCCUAUUCGAGGGCUCAGUAUUUCAGUUUCGGCGGAUGGAAAGAAGCUUUGAGCUCCACUUUGAGGAGCGCUAUAGUCUGAGAGUGUUAGGCUGGUCCUGCAAGUCAAUUGAAGAACUGCUUGUGGAAGCCAGGUCACGUCACAUAUUCAAGACCAAAUCCAAAAUUACAAUUUUCAGUCCAGGAGGCAGGCUUGUUCGUCAGUCUAGGAUUUCAUGGCAGUCUGUCAGAAAAAUAAGUUGUCGGUCGCUCAAAAGUAUCGCUCUGGAAAAGGAACAGAAGGAAGAUGUUUGUGAUGACAUGCGCAGAUUUCUCGAAACUAAGUCAGCAUAUCAGAAAAUCGAAAUACCAUACCGUCGUGGUUAUCUAUUCAAUGGCCCCCCUGGAACUGGCAAAACCAGUCUUGCGCAAGCUUUGGCGGGUAAAUUUGGUCUGGAUAUUUACUUGUUGAGCUUGACAGGUCAAAACAUGACCGAUGAUGAACUCCAGUGGCUUUGUAGCCAGCUACCAGACUACCCUUGUGUUCUUCUCAUCGAGGAUAUUGACAGUGCUGGAAUCAACCGCGAGAAAACACAAGCCAUACAAUGA
Blastomyces gilchristii SLH14081 is the source of this 972-nucleotide messenger RNA. RefSeq lists its product as uncharacterized. Gene Ontology annotation, biological process: protein insertion into mitochondrial inner membrane from matrix; mitochondrial respiratory chain complex III assembly. Bases 1 to 972 code for a protein of 323 amino acids. Gene Ontology annotation, cellular component: mitochondrial inner membrane. Gene Ontology annotation, molecular function: ATP binding; ATP hydrolysis activity. The record is from RefSeq and is a predicted model, not a curated record. Lineage: Eukaryota; Fungi; Ascomycota; Eurotiomycetes; Onygenales; Ajellomycetaceae. The transcript has a single exon.